Messenger RNA from Penicillium pulvis, 1548 nucleotides. RefSeq names its product putative RecQ family helicase RecQ. Gene Ontology annotation, biological process: double-strand break repair via homologous recombination. Gene Ontology annotation, cellular component: cytoplasm; chromosome. Gene Ontology annotation, molecular function: nucleic acid binding; four-way junction helicase activity; 3'-5' DNA helicase activity. The annotation marks the transcript as partial. The transcript is spliced from 4 exons. NCBI's taxonomy places the organism in Eukaryota, Fungi, Ascomycota, Eurotiomycetes, Eurotiales, Aspergillaceae. The record is from RefSeq and is a predicted model, not a curated record.
AUGGCUGAUCGAGGGUCAUUUACACGGCGUAGACCGGAUCUCGAGUUCUACCUGAACCGUGUCUUCCGCAAAAAGUCAUUUCGCCCCCUGCAGCGAGAAGUCAUUGCAGCAGUUGUUGAUGGCCAUGAUGUAUUCCUUCAGGCAUCCACCUCCUUUGGAAAAAGUCUGUGCUUUCAGUUGCCAGCGGUCAUCAACAAUGGAUUAACUAUUGUCAUUUGUCCUCUCCUCGCUUUGAUGAUGGAUCAAGUCAAUGCUCUCCAAGCCAUAGGAGUAGCAGUUUCGACUAUCAAUUCCAACACACCUUUAGCAGAACGGCGAUUGAUUCUAGACGAUAUGCUCUCAGGGCACCCACGCACACGCCUUCUCUAUGUGACUCCUGAGCUAUGUCAAACAGACAGCUUUAGACGAAACCUGCAAGUCGUGCAUCGACAAGGGCAACUAGCCCGUAUUGCCAUCGACGAGGCCCACUGUAUCAGCGAAUGGGGCCAUGACUUUCGGCCAGCCUACCAGGAGCUGGGAUGGUUCAAAAAGAACCUAAUUGACCCAGAAGUUCCCAUCACAGCACUCACAGCUACAGCCACACCGAGGGUUCGCACAGAUAUCAUCAACAUGCUUAACCUAAAUCCAACCCAACUCAAACUCUUCAACACACCAUCCGCCCGCCCAAACAUCCACUACGAGGUCCGGUAUCUUGAGGACUGUGGCGAAGAUGGUGACUAUCAGGUAGAAAAUUUACUCAAAUACCUUCGCGCCAUCAAAAAGCGAAGAGAAGCCCGUUUGGGCGCAGAAGAAGCUGCUCGCUUACCACCAAUCUCGGGCAUCGUGUACGUCGGACUGCGCGCCAUAUCUGAGCACCUCGCAAGCCUUCUAUCCCAGGAUAAAAGCAUCUCUGCCGUGGCAUAUCACGCCGGACUAGCCCCGCAAGAACGAACACGCAUCCAAUCACUUUGGACUGCACCUCCACCAUCAAAGCAAACCAGCAAUGGCAAACCACCACCUACCUUCUCCAUCAUAGUCGCGACAAAUGCCUUCGGUAUGGGCAUUGAUAACUCCUAUGUCCGGUUCGUGGUCCAUUGGACACCACCUCGCAGCUUUGAAGGCUUCGUUCAAGAAUCGGGGCGAGCGGGUCGUGAUGGCCGUGCAGCUGCGUCUCUUGUGUAUUAUAACCUUCAAGAACGGGAUCGUAUCUUCGACCGCAUGAACAGAGAUACGGAGAACAUGCGCAAUCGCGGCGGGCCUAAACAUCUCGUUGCCAGUACGAUGAAAAAUCAGGAAGCUCGUCUGGAUAGCUUCAAGAAAGUUGUCCGGUACUGUGAAAGCGUGACACGAUGUCGACAUGAUUUGAUCAAGGACUUAUUCGGCGACUUUGAGUUGGAGGAGAUGGGGUCUCAGCAGCCGCCGUCUUCACAAGCUGCUAGGGGAAGUGGACUUGGGAUGCCGGGCUCAACGCCAUGUGACUACGCUUGUGAUUUUUGCAAAGAGGGUCGUGUGGCUCUGGGGAAACGCAAGAGAAAGAUGUUAUCAUCGACUGCUUAUAUGAUUGAUGAA